This is a messenger RNA of Caenorhabditis elegans, 954 nucleotides long. It is a transcript of the gene stdh-4, whose product is annotated as Steroid dehydrogenase. NCBI's taxonomy places the organism in Eukaryota, Metazoa, Nematoda, Chromadorea, Rhabditida, Rhabditidae. The coding region runs from base 1 to 954 and encodes 317 amino acids. The record is from RefSeq and is marked reviewed. The transcript is spliced from 4 exons.
AUGUAUUUUUCUUUAAAUCUCGACGAAAACUUGUUAAUUAUGAUUAUAGUAAUCGCUUAUACUCUUCAGUUUUUGUACCAUUUGAUCAAAAUUUCUCUAAAUAUAUUUGGUGUUUACAUAUUUUAUACACCGAUUGAUUUGAAAAGAACAGCAGGAGCAUCAUGGGCAGUUGUAACUGGAGCCACUGAUGGAAUCGGAAGAUCAUACGCGUUGGAUCUGGCUAGACGAGGUUUCAAUAUAUUCCUAAUAUCUCGAACCAAAUCGAAACUUGUGAAAACAAAGAAACAGAUUUUGAAUAAAUAUUCUGAUAUCGAAGUUCGUUACGCCAUCUGUGAUUUUACAAGGGUAUCUUACGAAGAUUACAAGAGGUUAUUACAUAGUCUCAACGAAGUUGACAUUGGAAUUUUGAUAAACAAUGUGGGAAUGUGUUUUGACAAUCCAGAAGUUUUACACAGAGUGGAAGGUGGAAUUGAUACUCUCACUAAUGUUAUCAAUGUUAAUAUUUUGCCGGUAACUUUAUUGACAGCUGGAAUUCUUCCGCAAAUGAUGGCUAGAAAAUCUGGAAUAAUUGUCAAUAUAGGGUCUGCUGCUGGAUCAAUUCAUAUGGCUAAAUGGUCGGUUUAUUCAGCAACCAAAAAAUACAUUGAGUGGUUCACUUCAAUUCUUCAAAAAGAAUAUGAAAAUGAAGGAAUUAUAUGCCAGACUAUAACACCGUUACUUGUUUCAACAAACAUGAUAAAAAACCCACUUUCAUCAAUUUUCUGCCCGAAUAGUGAUUCAUUUGCAAAGUCAUCACUGAAUACAAUUGGCAAUUCAUCUAGCACAACAGGAUAUAUCACUCAUCAGAUUCAAUUUGAACUCAUUAAAUUUGUACCGGAAAUUAUUAUAGAUUUAUUUGUCAAGAACUUGAAUAAUCAACUGCUAGAUUAUCAACUUGAUAAGAAACGCGUUUGA